This is a messenger RNA of Mytilus californianus (California mussel), 2137 nucleotides long. Its product is annotated as arrestin domain-containing protein 3-like. Gene Ontology annotation, biological process: protein transport. Gene Ontology annotation, cellular component: cytoplasm. Bases 152 to 1351 code for a protein of 399 amino acids. The transcript has 7 exons. Lineage: Eukaryota; Metazoa; Mollusca; Bivalvia; Mytilida; Mytilidae. The record is from RefSeq and is a predicted model, not a curated record.
CAAGUUGACACAAUAAAGCAAUUUAAAUUUCAGUAACGGAAGUUAGUGUUGAAAUAUUGAUUAUAAUUGAGUUAUAUUAGUGAUGGAUUAAUAAAAAUAGUGAGAGUUGGAAUAAUUGAUGGAGAAGAAAUCGUAGAGAGGUUUUUGCAAAAUGGGAAAGUUAAACAAACUUGAAAUUGAAUUUGACAAUUCCAAAAUUGUGUGUUAUGCGGGAGAAACUCUUAAAGGAACUGUAGUAAUCGAUUUAAACGGCACCUUAAAAAUUAAAGGAAUACGGCUUCGUUUCCAUGGUUACGCCAGUGUUCACUGGGUAGAAAGAUACUCAUCAGGAACUGGAAAGAAUAAACGAACCGUAGCGAAACACUUUGAUGCCGUUGAACAGUAUUUUGACCAUUCAGCAUACGUUUUUGGUGCCAACAAAGCAGAGACACAUUAUCUUCCACAAGGAGUGCACAAAUUUCCAUUUGAAUUCUUUGUACCAACUGGCUGUCCAACUACAUACGAGGGAUCCAUUGGACGUGUUAGGACAUACGUCUCCGCUACCCUUGAGAAGCUAUGGGUAUCUGAUAUAUCGACCCUGAAACCUUUCACUGUCAUUAAUCCACUGGAUCUGAACAAAGACCCUCGCGCUAAGGAAAAAUCCGAAGCCAUCAACGAAGCAACGUUUUGUUGCUUGUGUUGUAAGUCCGAUCCGAUUAGUGUCAAAAUAUCCGUUGAAAACAUAGGAUUUGUUCCGGGUCAAGCUAUUCCUAUAACUACUGAAGUAUUAAAUCUAAGUCGGAGAAAGAUUUCUGUCAUUAAAGCGUACUUGCACAUGAAUGUUCGAUAUCAUACCCAGAAGAAGUCAAAGACACACCAGAACGUAAUAGCCGCUAUGAAAAGAAAAGUGUCAAAGUCGCAUGAAGCUGAUGUCCUUCAGAAUAAGCUACUGAUACCGUCCAUCCCGCCUUCAUUUCUUAAUGGCUGUAAUAUAAUUGAUAUUUCUUACAUUUUGGAAGUGAUUAUACAACCAUCGGGAUUAGCCUUUGAUAUACCCGUCAGAAUGGAACUAAUAGUAGGGACAUAUCCAAUGGAAUCAACAAUUCGGUCAUUAACUCAGUCCACCAUUAUAUCGUCUAGUCCAAAUGAAGAGAAUCACAUACAGAAAAAGGAAGUAAAAAAUGGCUUAGUUGUAUCUACAAAUCCAAAAAGCUGUAUUUCGUUUAUGGAGAGUGUUAUCGGAAAGGUGACUAUUGAAGACGAAGAAGAAUCAGACAAUAUAGAAGAUAAAAUUGUUUACACACCAGUAUAUCCCUAUUUUAGUGUUCAACAGAGUACGGACAUAUUCUGCGUUGAUAUACCUCCACGAUAAUGGGUAGCGUUAGUGAGUUAUUUUUCAAAAUUGAGGAGAUUAAACGGUUUCUUUAGAAGUAAAGAUAAACGCACCGUCGGUACAGUUCGAGGAAUUAUAGUAUUAUAUGUGAUCGGUAUUCUAUCUUUGUAUAUUGGAACGGGGUUUGUGUUGCUCCUACUCAACAAGCAGUUUUCGAGGAAAUCGUCUGUGUAUGAUCAGGGGUUCAGUUCUGGUCUUGUCUAAUUGAUAUAUUUGUUUUAAUCAGCAAACUAAUAAACGCACUAAAACUGAGACUGCAUUUCUGCCCAGCUAUUUUAAACUUUAGAUCUGAUUGGAUUUUAAUGUUUAAAUGUGUUUAUAAACAUGUAUUUGGCUUACCGAAAUUUUGUCUCACGCAUACCUGAUGAAAGUUGCACUGAAAAAAGACACCAAAAGCCAUCAGAAAAUAUUCAUUGCCGCAAAAGAAUAUGUAUUUUCACUAAAACGAAUAUUUUCUGGCAAUGGGAUUUGUAAACAUGGUAAAGGAGUCACGAAAAUGUGUAUGUGUCAGAUGUCCAUUCGUUCUGGAAUUUAGUAUUUGAAAUAUACCACUGUGAUGAAUGUUUGUAGAGGAUACAUCAGCAUUUGUUAAAAUAUUCACUUAAUAAUAUUGUACAUCAUUGAUUUCAUUUUGUAAAUAUAAAAUGGCAUUUUAUAAUUCAACACUUUUUUUUAUCAUUGUUAUGAACUAUAAUAUAUCUAUUUAAUUAUAUUUAAUUAUUUUUAAUGAUUGUUAUGUCAUUUAUUAAAGCAAGAAAAGAUUUA